Messenger RNA from Drosophila miranda, 1553 nucleotides. RefSeq lists its product as uncharacterized. The coding region runs from base 79 to 1449 and encodes 456 amino acids. The record is from RefSeq and is a predicted model, not a curated record. Lineage: Eukaryota; Metazoa; Arthropoda; Insecta; Diptera; Drosophilidae. The transcript is spliced from 4 exons.
CCUGCAAAGAAAAAACUUGAAGGCAAAGCUAAAGCCGGGAGUAUACCGGGGGAUACAGGAUCUGUGGCAACCGCGACUAUGGUUCGGCGCCAAAUGCCGCCGCGCGCCUGCAAGAGCAAGAGCCAGAGCGCCGCCAGGCCCAGUCUUAGUCCCAGCCGCCUGGCCAAGAAGCCCAGCCUGACGCCGACCACCGGUUCUCAGGCGCCAUCGCAGACCAUCGCAAAGUCGAGGCCCACCGGUUUCGAGACGAUUUUUGAACGGCCCGGCAAUGAGGACGACGGGCCCACCAGCAGCCAUGCCGUGGCAUUCGGCGAGUGCCAGCGCCGCGUCCUCGCCCUGGGUACGGGCGAAAAAAAAAGAACCCUGUCGCAGAAGAGCUGCCUGAAGGUGCGCAACACCUUGGGCGAACGCAGCACCCGGCACAUGAUGACACUGCGGGCGUCCCGCACUACUUUGGACAGCGUAAUGCUCGGGGGCUCGGACGAUGAAGGCGAGUCGGUCGGAGUCGCUCCCGCAGUCGCUCCCGUAGCUGCUCCCGAAGUCGUUCCCGCUGGAGGAAAUGCCGGUACAAAUCAGCCGGCACCAUUCGUGCUGCACACUCUUCCGCUUCUCCACCUGCGGGGAGAUCGGGUGGCUCUUCUUUGUGUUCCUCAUGUGCUGCGUCAAGGCGUUGACCCUGCCCGCAGUGGUCAUCAUUUACAGCGAGUUCACAGCACCCUCUCCGCUGCCACGAACAUCACCACGCUGUCGUUUCCCUUCACGAUGGCCAACAGCAGCGGCGGCGGGUACACCAUUCCCACGGGGACCCUGAGCAUCCUUCCCAUCGCGGCGAACGCCCAGCUGCCGACCAUCACGACAACGGCCAGUGGCUACGAGCCCAAUGACGUCAUCACCACGAUCCCCGUCUCGCUCUCCAUUCAGCGCUUCCCCUCGUCCCUGUCCAUCGUGGACCUGGCCCAGGAGCAGGACGGCUACAGCAACAGUGGCUCCAGCAACGGCAUGACCGUGGGGCCGGGUGCGGGCGGCGGCGGCGGCAUCACCACCACGGCCCUCCUGUCCGUGAAGCCCCUGAACGGCAGCGGCAACGGCAACAUUUCGCGGAACAACAGCUUCAGUCUGAGCUUCAACCUGCAGGACCCCACAGUGCGCUCCUCGGUGGGUUCGGCAGGAGUCCCACAGUGGAUACAGUGGACAACUCUUCAUCCGGUGGCACGAUCGCCCUGCCCCAGAGCGGCGCCACGGCAACGGCAACGGCCACGAGUGCUACCUCAACCCUCGCCAAACACAGUCCCGAGGCCAAGACAGGAGAGGUCUAUGUCUGAGCGGAGGAACAGGACACCUAUUCCGACCCAUCCACUGGAUUAUAGCGUUCGUCGUAGGUUUAAGCACCCCCUUCCAGAACCACUGAUACGAUAUUAUCAUCUAGGAAAGAGAACAAAACAAGAGUAAUCCUCUCUUCGGAUUGUACAUACAUAUGCACACAUCAAUAUACAUACAUAUAUAGCCCACAGACGAUAUCGUAUCGUAAUGGAUCGUUUCGUACGGCACACACG